Messenger RNA from Acanthosepion pharaonis, 456 nucleotides. Lineage: Eukaryota; Metazoa; Mollusca; Cephalopoda; Sepiida; Sepiidae. The record is from the annotation of a GenBank genome assembly.
AUGAUUGGUGCGUUGGCCGUGUUUUUGGUCAAUAAAAAGUCUGUAACAUUGGCUGGCAGUGCGACUGGGACCGUGAUGACGUGCACUGCCAUAGAGAGUAUCCAAAAUGCCAAUAGAAAUUUUCAGUAUAUCUAUCUAUCUAUCUAUCUAUCUCAGUCUGUUCACAUCUAUCUAUCUAUCUAUCUAGUAGACUGUUCAUAUCUAUCUACAAAACACGCUGCCAAUAUCUAUCUCCGUCUGUUCACAUCUAUCUAUCUAUCUAUCUAUCUAUCUAUCUAUCUAUCUAUCUAUCUAUCUAUCUAUCUCAGUCUUUUCACAUCUUUCUAUCUAUCUAGCUAUUUAGCUCACUCUAUCUAUCUAUCUAUCUAUCUAUCUAUCUAUCUAUCUAUCUAUCUAUCCCAGUCUGUUCAUAUCUAUCUAUCUAUCUAUCUAUCUAUCUAUCUAUCUAUGGCAUAA